AUGUACUAUAUCUGCCUUUGGCAUGGCUUUUACGCUCGGCAGGGCUAUGGCACCAUCACCUUCUGGGAAGCCACCACCGGAGCCAAGUUCCAUUUGGCACAACGCUGGUUUGGAAAGACUGACGAAAGAUCCAUUCCGGAGGUGGACCAAAGAUACAAAGACCGUAAGGCCACUGCCGACUGGAAGAGUGAAGCGAAGUUGGCGGAACGCGCAGACUUCAGCAGGCAACAGCAUUUGGCCUCCAUGGACCAACUCUACAGGUUGCCCAUCGCACCAUGGACGGAUCUCUCCUCCGCAGACAUGAUCACAGCAGUGCCGUAUGCCAGUAUUGAGGUGGUGUUCAAUGGCUUCAAUGUCUAUGGCAACAAAUUGAAUCAUCAUCCUGGCUGCAUCUUCUAUGACAUGGAGAUCGAUAAAAACUCCUGGGAACCCCUGGCCAGCGCAGAGUUGUCCGCCCUGAAGGGUGAGAUGUACUUGGGCAAGGAUGUGGCGAUUCCUGUGGGUCCUAAGGUCUCCAGUCACACAGCAGAGGCCCUGGAGAGGAACAUUGAGAAUGAAUUAAAAGAAAACAUUCGGAUGAUUCGCAUGCGCAUUGGAUUCGAAAGUGCCUACGAAGACAGUGAAGUCCGCGAUGAAGCCCUCCGCGCCUAUUUGCUUCACCUUGAGAAGGAAUGUGUCUUGGACUCCGACUGGGCCUAUGAUGACCAGGAUCAGGGCUUGAAGCCCUGGGGUGCACCUUCCCCUUUCAACGCCUCCGAGUAUAAGACGCCCUGGUGA
This is a messenger RNA of Cladocopium goreaui, 777 nucleotides long. NCBI's taxonomy places the organism in Eukaryota, Dinophyceae, Suessiales, Symbiodiniaceae. The record is from the annotation of a GenBank genome assembly.